Molecule: messenger RNA, 3093 nt
Organism: Plutella xylostella (diamondback moth)
Lineage: Eukaryota; Metazoa; Arthropoda; Insecta; Lepidoptera; Plutellidae
Gene: Vps39
Product: vacuolar protein sorting 39
Biological process (GO): autophagy; vesicle-mediated transport; endosomal vesicle fusion
Cellular component (GO): cytoplasm; membrane
Molecular function (GO): protein binding
Source: RefSeq, a predicted model, not a curated record
UGUCAUAAAUGUCAUUUUCUUGUGUGUUCAUGUCGUUUGUGUUGUUAAAUUUUUGAUUAUUUUUAUUGAAUUGUUGAAAUAAAAUCUCAAAACAACGAAGAAAAUAUCUUAUAACUUUUGCUACACGCUCAAAAUAAAUAGUGUGUAUCACGAGUAGUCUUGAGUAUUUUCUCCAAGGAACAUUUUCAAAGACAUCGACUAUCUACUUCCCAUAUUUUAUCAUAACAAAAAUGCAUGAGGCGUAUGAGAUAUCUCAUUUACUCAAUGUUACUUUGCAAAUAGAAGCUAUAGCUGCUUAUGAUUGCAAUCUCUUAAUCGGCACCAGACAAGGCCAGCUGUUGAUGUACUCACUCUCAAAGAGCAGGGAGAAUGGCAAAUAUGAGGUGCAACUUCUACAGCUCUCCAAGAACUUCAGCAAGAAGCCAAUACAGCAGAUAGAAGUUAUACCAGAGAGCAAUAUCCUGUUAUGCUUAACAGAUAAUGUUUUAGCUACAUAUGAUUUAGGAGGAACCAACUUUCCUUUACUGAAGACAUUUCAGGAGACCAAGGGUGCAUCUAUAUUUGCUCUAGACAACAAGCCUGCUACAUCAAUAACUGGAGAAUCCAAGUCAGUGGUCCGACUCUGCGUGGCAGUCAGAAGGAAGCUGUUCAUUUACUUCUAUGAUGCUAAGAAUGGCGAGUUCAAGAAGCACAUAUUUGACUUCACCGUGCCCGAUGUGCCGAAGGCCAUGACCUGGGGCCAGGAGUACUUGUGUGUUGGCUUCAAAGCCGAGUAUACCUUGUUUGAUCUAUCAUCAGGGAACCCCAAGGAGUUAUUCCCAACAAGCAGCUCGAAGUCUCUAGAGCCCACUGUGUCCAAGUACUCUGAGACAUGCUUCCUGCUUGGACGUGACAGCACUUCCGUAUUGGUGGAGGAAGCUAAAGAGAUUGAAAUAAAGAACACUAUCAAAUGGAAGGAGGCACCGGUCGCUGUUGUUUGGGAUGAGCCUUACAUUGUCGGCCUUCUUCAAGAGGAAGUGGUUGUACAAACCAUAGACCCGCCGCUCUUCAUACAAACUCUACCUGAACUGAAUAAGGCGAGAAUGAUGUAUAGAUGCAAGCGCGGCCUCAUAUUCGUGUCGUCGAUCGGGCAGCUGUGGUGCCUCAGCGCGGUGGACGUCACCAAGCAGCGGCAGCAGCUGCUCAAGGACAAGCACUUCCAGAUCGCCAUGGACUUAACGAACCUCUCAGACGCCUCGGAAGAAGAGAAAAAACAAAAAAUACAUUCCAUUCAAAUGAUGUACACUUUGGAGCUGUUUGACAACAAACAGUACUCUCAAAGCAUGAAGGAGUUCAUCAAACUGAACACGGACCCGGCGGAAGUGAUCAAACUGUUCCCGGAACUGGACAACGUUCCCGGGACCGAGGGGAAGAGUGGCACUUUGUCCGGGAAGGAUUUGGAGAAUGCUCUGAACGCGUUGAUAGAGUAUUUGACGGAAUUGCGAUCGAAGAUUGGGAAGGGCGAAGCGAGCGGCAGCCAGGACGAGGGAGGGUCGCAGAGGAAUGUGGCCCAGCAGUUGGAGCUCAUUGAUACUACGCUUCUCAAGUGCUAUUUGCAGACAAACGACGCAUUUGUAGCGCCACUCCUCCGCCUCAACAACUGUCGUCUAGAGGAGGCCGAGCGCACUCUCCUGGCCCACGGGAAGCACAGCGAGCUCAUCAUUCUGUACCAGACCAAGGGACAGCACAUGAAGGCGUUGCAACUACUGAAGGAACAGGCCAAGCAACCGGAUUCUAGUCUCAAGGGGUACCAUCGGACGAAGAGCUACUUGCAGCAACUGGGCGCCGAUCACCUCAACCUAAUAUUCAAGUUCUGCGACUGGAUACUCAAAGAGCAUCCCGAGGAAGGACUCAAAAUAUUCACAGAAGACAUCGCUGAAGUAGAGCAUCUACCGCGACCGAAGAUUCUAGACUUUCUACUGAGAGAACACGAGACUCUAGUCAUACCUUACUUGGAACACGUCAUACAUACGUGGAACGAAACCAACCCGUCUUUCCACGACGCUCUAAUUACGAAAUACAGAGAAAAGAUAACUGAUAAGAAAGCAACAAUAACUGACGAAGAGUUGCAACAUACCAAGUCCAAGUUGGUAGCAUUUCUGGAGGAGUCUAGUUGUUAUACGCCGGAGCGGAUGAUCCUACACUUCCCUAAUGAUAGUCUGUUUGAAGAAAGAGCUAUAGUGCUGGGGAAAUUGGGAAGGCAUGAACAAGCGUUGGCUAUCUACAUACAAGUAUUAGGCGACGUAGACCGAGCCAUCCGCUACUGCGAAACAGUGACCGAACGCAACCCGGACAAGUCGCAAGACGUGUUCGUGACUCUCAUGCGGGCAUUACUCACUCCUGAGAGAGUGAGUGCUCUGACGGGCCCGCUGGCCUCCGCGCCGCGACAUCCGAGGAGCUUGGAGCCUGAUGUGGAGACGGCGUUGGAGAUACUGGAGAAGCAUGCCGAUCAUAUCUCGCCGUUGAAGGCGCUGGCAGUUCUCCCGGACUCGGUGCCUCUGCUGCGGCUGACCCGCUUCCUGCAGGCCGCGCUGGACUCGCAGCUCGCGCUCAAGCGACGCACGCAGCUGCUCAAGGGACUGCUGUAUGCCGAGCACUUGCAGGUGGAAGAGCUGAAGCAGUACCACGAGUCCAAGAUGGUGGUGAUGACGGACUACAACGUGUGUCCCGUGUGCAAGAAGCGCUUCGGCAACCAGAGCGCCUUCGUGCGCUACCCCAACGGGGACAUCGUGCACUACUCGUGCCGGCAGGACAAGUAGACCGAGGUGACACGUAGACCGAGGUGACACGCAGGCCGAGGUGACACGUAGACCGAGGUGACUAGUGGACCGAGGUGACACGUAGACCGAGUGGAACGAGGUAGACUGGAGUCAGAUUAGUAGACUACGGUUGGAUACGAGCUAGACUUCAUUAGUGCGUUGCUUUGCGUCGACGUAAUGUCAUCGCUGCGUCGUUUUUCUUAUAUUUAUAUAUGUCAUUCCCCAUUGAUGACGCUGACGCGUCGUAAUGUAGUGCAACGCACCAAUGGGGCUUCACCCUUGGUUGGCUCACGAC